AUGGUUGAGUCACGAGGUGGUGAUGGUAGUUCGGGAACUAGGCGUCGUAUAUGUGCCAAUGGUGCAAAGCGAGCCAUGGCGAGAGUAACACAAGAGGUAUUGAUUACAGUGCCAUGUGGGGAUUGCAAGUUCUUGAAGAGGAAGUGUACUAGAGAAUGCAUCUUUGCACUUUAUUUUGGUACAGACCAAGGUGUAGGAAGCUUUGCGGCUGUGCACAAGGUGUUUGGUGCUAGCGAUGUGUCGAAGCUCUUGUCCAAUAUUUCAUCUAACCACUGCCACAAAGCAGUGGCGACUAUAUCCUAUGAGGCUCAGACUAGGCUAUCUGAUCCGGUUUAUGGUUGUGUGUCCACCAUUCUGAUUUUUUUGAUAAGCGAGCAACAAUCUCCUUAA
This is a messenger RNA of Trifolium pratense (red clover), 390 nucleotides long. RefSeq names its product LOB domain-containing protein 20-like. Gene Ontology annotation, cellular component: nucleus. Bases 1 to 390 code for a protein of 129 amino acids. The transcript has a single exon. Gene Ontology annotation, biological process: positive regulation of DNA-templated transcription; hormone-mediated signaling pathway. Lineage: Eukaryota; Viridiplantae; Streptophyta; Magnoliopsida; Fabales; Fabaceae. The record is from RefSeq and is a predicted model, not a curated record.